AUGUGUAUAAAAGGCAAGUUUUUUUUAAAUGGAUUUUGUCGUAAUAAAUCUAUUGAUGUAUUUUCAAUACUUAGGUUACCUCAAAGAAAAAACAUGUAUUCUCAUUACACAUCAGAUCCAAUUCCUGGCCAAUGUAGAUCACAUUUUGCUAAUGGAAAAUGUAAAUCCCAAUUUAUAUGAUUAUAUUAUAAUUAAUAGUACAAAGCGCAUAGCUAUUAUAAGACAACAAUUAUAAUUUACUUUAAUUGAAAAUGUUCUUAUUUUUCGUUCAAGGCUAGUAUUAAAUCUACCGGAUCUUAUCACGAACUUAUAGACUAUGGUUUUGAUUUUUCAAAAUUGCUCGGAUUUCCAGAAGAAACUAUUGUCGAAUCGCAUAUAAAAUGUGAAAAUGCAAAUAAAAAAAAGCUGAAUACAAACCAUACUUUAUCGCGUUCUGGAGAUAAUAUUAAAUCAUUUAUUAACAGAGAUACAGUAAAACCUAUGAAAGAAGAAGAGGCCCAUUGUUCCGGACAUGUUUCGAAAAAGAUUUAUCUAUCGUAUUAUUCUUCCUGCGGGAGCAUUAUUAAAAUUGUUUUUAUAGUACUUAUAUUUACUUUAGGUCAAGUAAUAACUGCAUUUGAUGAUAUAUGGAUUAGUGUUUGUUAAUACAGAUAUAAUUUUUUAGCGUACACACAUGUAUACGCGUGUAAAAUGCAUUUAAAGUAUAGUAGUACAUUUUUAGGGUAAACAAAGAAGAAAACAUUUUUCGCAACGUGAACAAUACGAUUUCACUCAACAGUACGUUAAUGGAUCACGGUUCAUUUGA
Messenger RNA from Cinara cedri, 805 nucleotides. NCBI's taxonomy places the organism in Eukaryota, Metazoa, Arthropoda, Insecta, Hemiptera, Aphididae. The record is from the annotation of a GenBank genome assembly.